UCAUGCUUCUCCUCACCAUGCGUUAACAUUUCACGCUCCCGAAAUAUGGCUCUUAGGAUCCAAGAAAUCAAUGAGAAUUUGGAGUCAAUUCACAAAGAGGGAACCGGGCUUGGCCUCAGAGAGAUGCCUCCCACCAAUGUGCACACUUUGCGUGAUGUGUCUCGUGAAACUGACUCAUUCACUCUUGAUCCAAUUUUUAUUGGACGAGAUAAGGAGGUGUCAGAUAUAGUUGAGAUGCUUACCGCUUGUAUCACAUCUGACGAACGUGUUUCCAUCAUUUCCAUUGUGGGAAUGGGAGGAUUAGGGAAGACAACUUUGACUAGGAAAGUUUUUCAUCUUCUAAAACAAAAGAAUCGGUUUGGAUCACAUAUUUGGGUGCAUGUUUCUCAAAUUUUUGAUCCAAUUGUUCUUCUCAAGAAAAUUCUCAAAGAGUUGACUUCUUCUGAUCAAGUUGAAGUUGAGAGUAGGCAAGAAAUUCUCAAAAAGAUCCAAGAAGCUUUGAAAGAUAGGUCUUAUCUUCUUAUUCUUGAUGAUGUUUGGAAUGAAGUUCGUCCUACAUGGGAAGAUUUUAUCAAUUCCUUGUUGGGCGCUACUUCUACUAAGGGUAAUGCGAUUGUUGUUACCACCAGAAGUAUGGAGGUUGCUUCAACUGUGAGUGCACUUUAUACUCAUAAGCUUGAAGGAUUAUCAAAGAAAGAUUGUUGGUCAAUUAUCAAAGAAAGAACCUUUGGAAAAGAGGAAGUUCCUAUAGGAUUUGAGGUCAUUGGGACUGAGAUUGCUGAAAAAUGUCAAGGUUUGCCAUUAGCUGCCAGCGUAGUCAGUGGAAUACUACGCGAUAAAAAAUCUGAAGAUGAAUGGCACUCGAUCAAAGAGAAUUGGCAUUCAAGCAGUGAAGGAGAUUAUAUCACAAAGAUAUUGAAGUUGAGCUUUGAUAAUUUGUCUCCACCAUCACUCAAGAAGUGUUUUGCAUACUGUUCUAUUUUUCCUAAAGGUCGCCGAUUUCAAAAGCAGGAACUUAUUGAGUAUUGGAUGGCAGAAGGAUUUCUUGAAGCUGAUGGAAAUAAUGACUUCGAAUUUGUGGGAGAAAACUAUUUCAAUAUACUUCUAGACAACUCUUUUCUGCAAAUUUCAACAAGAUUUAAAUACUGGGUGGAUUAUGUGAUGCAUGAUCUUGUUCAUGAUCUUGCAUAUUCUAUUUUAGGUGGUUCUAAUGCAUCUGACAUUUUCCCAGUUCGAUACAUGUUCCUAGAAGAAAAGUCAAAGGGUGUUUUGGAAAAAAAUGCAAAAUAUUUGCGAACAUUAUUGUUCAUGGAUAGCACUUAUAGUAACAUGUUCUCAAAGUUCAAAUGUCUCCAUGUUUUAACUUUUGGAAGUAGUAGAAUUAUUGAGUUGCCAAGUUCAAUCAUGAAGUUGAUACAUUUGAGAGUUCUUAAUAUCAACGAAUCAAAAGUUACAUGUCUUCCAGAUUGGAUUGGUGAACUGGUUCAGUUGCAAACAUUGAGAGCAAAGAUGUAUUAUGUAGAAGAGCAACUUCAACUUCCAAGCACUUUGAAGUACUUGAUUAACUUAAGGCAUCUCUAUGUUAGGGAAAACGUAGAUUUGCCUGCGGAGAUGGGGCUAUUAACUUCUCUCCAAACCCUAGAGUAUUUUAGGGUGGGCGAGAGGAGUGGCUUCAAAAUUGAAGAGCUUGGAAGUUUGGAUGAUCUCAAAGGAACAUUGAGAAUUUUUGAGCUGGAAAAGGUUGGUAACAAGGAAGAGGCUGAGAAAGCAAAUAUACAUAAAAAGUCAAAGUUAUUGGAGUUGAACUUGAUGUGGAAUCCGAAUAGAGAAGGUGAAACUAGAAAUGAAGAGGAUGUGUUGGAAGGCCUUCAACCUCACUCAAAUUUGAAGAUGUUAGAGAUUCAAGGAUACAAGGGAAAAAGAUUUCCAUUAUGGACUCGAAAGAUGGAAGUUGAAAAAGUGGGUUUGAUUGAGAUAAGUCUUUCAUACUGCUCAGAAUGUGAAGAAAUCCCAAUGUUAGGGCAGUUGCCAAAUCUCAAGUCUCUUUGUUUGCAAGGAUUGAGUAAUGUGAAGUCCAUACAUUCUUCUGCCCAUGAAUCUCAAUGUAUUGUUUUUCCAGCUCUUGAAAGCCUCCGAAUGUAUAGCAUGCCUAGGCUGACAGAGUGGGUACACACAGAAUCAGUGGGUGUAAGUGGUGUCAAGCUAUUUCCUCGCCUCGAAUACUUGGAGAUCAAACGUUGCAACCAAUUGACGAAUUUUCCAGCUCUUUUCUGGUCGCCUCUCAAAAAGUUGACUAUUGAAGACAUUGGGAGCUACAGGCCUUUGGCAGGCACAUUUGAAACUGAGUUGACGUUGCUAACAGAGCUUCAUGUCAUUGGUAUAAAUGAUCUGGAAUGCCUCCCAAGUUGGUUAUUCGAGAGCAAUCCCAAUAUAUCGAAUUUGGAGAUAGUGGGAUGCCCCAAUUUGAGAGGACUACCAAAUGGUGUGUGCACCAUCAAUUCUUUGGAGAAGUUGAUUAUAAGAAAGUGUCAAAAUUUGGAACAUAUGGGCGUACAACAAUCACAAGGAAGCCUCACAUGUCUUAAAGAGUUGGAGAUUGAGGACUGCAAUGCUUUGCUGUAUCUGCCAUGUGAACUGCUAGGAUCCUCGCUUGAGAGACUUUGGUUGGUGAAUUUAAGUAGCCCACAGAAUGUGCCUGAGAUAAUUGACUGUCUGCCGAAAUUGGCCCGUCUAACAAGGUUGAGAAUUCUUGGUGUUCCUCAAUUUUCAGCUGAUAACCGUAGCCUUGAAUUAGAUUUUAGUAUGAUGGGAUCAAUGGAGACUGUUGAUGGCAUAUUGCAAGGAUGCAACAUCCCAAUUAAGGAUUUAAAAUUGAAGGGGAGGGAAAGUUGGGAAAGUCUGCCGAAAUCAAUUCAAUCUCUCACUCAUCUGCAAGAAUUAGAGUUGAAGAAUUUUGGAAUGGAAGAGUUACCUGAUUGGUUGGGAAACUUCUCAGACCUACGGGAGUUGAAUAUAUAUAAUUGCAAGAAGUUAAGGCGUCUGCCCAUGGAUGUGAUACAGAGCAUCGCUAAGUUAAGAUACUUUCGUAUUUCAAAUUGCCCAGGAGUAUGUUUUGACAUUUCCCAAUGGCCCUACAUUUCCCAUAUCGCCUACAUCUGGAUUGAUGGAAAACGGGUGGUGUCAAAAUAUGAUAAGGCAGUGCGCAGAGAGGAAAUGUGGAGAAAUUUCAUGGAGCGAAAGCAAAGGCAAAAUUCGUACAAGCCAAGUUGAUUAUCAAUGGCUGAACGUAGACAUGGCGGCAGACGUGGUGAUGCUCGUGGCGGUGGUCGUGGUGGGGGCCAAGGAGAUCUCCCAAACGAAGAGGCUGCACGACAGCGUGAUUUGCGCGGCAUCGAGAACAAUAAUCUGAGACAACAGGUUCGAGACCUCCAGCGCGACAUCGAGAACGAUGAUUUGAGACAACAGGUUCGAGACCUCCAGCGACGAUUGGCGCGAUUGGAGAAGCGUCGGGGAAAUCCAACCCGAUGAGAUCUAAUGCGUCGGAGCGUCGUUAGUGCACGAUUCGUUAUUCAACGACGUCUACGGUGACAAGUCUAAGCCUGUAUACGACAAGGAUAUACUCUCGAUGCCGGUCUAUGAUGAGCCUGUAUACAACGAAGAUAUAUUUUUGAUACCGGUGUAUGAUAAGCCGGUGUAUGACGAGGAUAUAUUGUCGAUGCCGGUGUAUGAUAAGCCCGUAUACGACGAGGAUAUAUUCUAUAAUGUUGUUGAUACCAUUAGGUUUGGUGUGAAUGUGGUAGAUCUAGGAGUUGUUGGUGGAGGGACAACAGGGAAUGGAUACAUGAAGGUUAUUGAAGAGGAGCUUCGACUUGAAUCAGUCGGUAGUGCUACUGAAAAUGGUGAUGGUAUCGAGAAAGAUGUCGUUACUACGGAAAUUGGAGUGGAUCUUCAAAAUUCUGAAUCUAUAGCAGAGGAAAUUGGAGUGGAUCUUCAAAAUUCUGAAUCUACAUCAUCUCCAAUUCUACUCGUUUUUACAUAUGUUUUCAUCUACUGUAAUUAAAAUUUCCCUACAGGUUUGGUUGAAGAAGGUGAAGCAGAGACUUGUUUAAAGAGCAUACCAAGAAAGUUUGACGGUUGUACUCAUUUUAUUCUUGGCGUUAUUGCAUGACAGUUUGGAUUGAUGUUGUUGUUGUUGUUGUGUUUUAUCGAACAAGAUCCUAUGUUUUGUAUUUAUGCCUUGGUCUUUUAUCUGACUAUUAGAUUAUUGUCACCUACAUUUGGUGAUGGAUUCAUGGUUUUCA
Molecule: messenger RNA, 4301 nt
Organism: Salvia hispanica
Lineage: Eukaryota; Viridiplantae; Streptophyta; Magnoliopsida; Lamiales; Lamiaceae
Product: putative disease resistance protein RGA3
Molecular function (GO): ADP binding
Source: RefSeq, a predicted model, not a curated record